Molecule: messenger RNA, 4130 nt
Organism: Paramisgurnus dabryanus
Lineage: Eukaryota; Metazoa; Chordata; Actinopteri; Cypriniformes; Cobitidae
Source: RefSeq, a predicted model, not a curated record
UUUAAGAUGUGGUAGGAGAGAUUAUUUUCAUAUAAAUAAACCAUAUAGCCUUAAAGAAACUUUUGUUGCUCCUGUAACUGCUACUAGCUUCAUGCUAGCAACGUCAUGGGUUAAACUUCUAGUAAACAUGCUUGGUGAUGAAUUCGCAAAAUUGUGACCCUGCCUGUGAAACCCUUACAAAAUGUAUCCAUGAUUACUGUAGUAAAAUCAUAGUAUAGUAAAACCACGUUUUUGCUAAUAGUAAUCAAUACACCAAAAAACACAGUUAACUUUUGGGAUUUGCAGUGAUUUAUAAAGAUAAAACAGUGAUAUCUUUAAUAUUGGCUGAGUAAAGCCAUGUCAAAGAUUGAAAUCAAACUUGAGAAAUCAAAUAGGGAGAUGCUAGCAGAUUUUAGCAAGAUGCUAGCACGUUAGUUUGCCUUCACGACUUGAGUUUGUAUUUCAAAAACGGUCGCAUAUCACAAUUCACUAAGUUGCUUUAAAAAAACAGUUAAUGUGAAAAGGUUUUGGUCUAGUGAUUGGUCUGUAUAUGUGGAAGAUGUUUUAGCAAGAUGCUAGCAUGUAAGUUUGCUAGCACGACUUGAGUCAGGGUCGCAAAUCACAAUUCACUAAGUUGCUUUAUAAAACGGUUUCAGGCUAAUGUGAAAAGGUUUUGGUCUUGUGAUUGGUCUGUUUAUUUGGAAGAUGUUUUAGCAAGAUGCUAACAAGUUAGUUUGCCUUCACGACUUGAGUUUGGAAUUCAUAAACGGUCGCAAAUCACAAUUCACUAAGUUGCUUUAAAAAACUGUUUCAGGCUAAUAUAAAAAGGUUUUGGUCUUGUGACUGGUCUGUUUAUGUGGAAGAUGUUUUAGUAAGAUGCUAGCAUGUUAGUUUGCUAGCACGACUUGAGUUUGGAUUUCACAAACAGGGUCGCAAAUCACAAUUCACUAAGUUGCUUAAAAACAGUUUCAGGCUAAUGUGAAAAGGUUUUGGUCAUUCUGUUUAUGUGGAAGAUGUUUUAGCAAGAUGCUAGCACUUUAGUUUGUCUUCACAACUUAUGUUUGUAUUACACAAAUAGGGUUGCUUCAAAAAAACGGUUCAGGCUAAUGUGAAAAGGUUUUGGUCUUGUGAUUGGCCCGUUUUUGGAAGAUGUUUUAGCAAGAUGCUAGCAUGUUAGUUUGCCUUCAAAACUUGAGUUUGGAUUUCACAAACAGGGUCACAAAUCACAAUUCAUCAAGUUGUUUUAAAAAAUGGUUUUAGGCUAAUGUGAAAAGGUUUUGGUCUUGUGAUUUUGGAAGAUGUUUUAGCAAGAAGCAUGUUAGUUUGCCUUCACGACUUGAGUUUGGAUUUCACAAACAGGGUCGCAAAUCACAAGUUUCUUUAAAAAACAGUUUCAGGCUAAUGUGCAAAGGUUUUGGUCUUGUGAUAAGUCUGUUUAUGUGGAACAGAGAAAAGAACUGAAAGCAAAAUACAUUGAUAAAAGUUCACUGCAGGUGACGUUUUAAUAUGUCGAAUAUAAAGGUUACAACAGAAAUGUGUGACCACAACACUAACAAGAAAUACGGAUUUACGCAAUGCAAUGUUUUUUUUUAAAGAUCACAUUUUAAAAAGCUGUUAUUUUGAGACUGCUGCAAUGUCACGUUAUUCAUUGUAAAAAAAAAUAAUUAAUUAAAAAAGUGUACACUGUACAAAGGUCAUAACAUGUGUUUUUACAGUAUCUCAUCGACGUAAGUUAAGCAAUUUUAACUUUUUAUAAGUUUUAAUAAGUAUACAGAACAAUAUGUUCAAGUGAUUACAAGCCAAUCACACUAAAAAGUUUAACGCAGCAAAUUUUUUUAUUAGCCCUGUCUGUUCUGCCCUAAAGCAAUAAAAGGGUGGCCUGCCUCCCCCUAGCAUCCGGCCUAAAAAUCCUGUUUUUAAUAGCAGCGUGCUGAUGCAGAACAGCAGUAAUCGCAUCAGUCCUGAAGAUGCAGUGUGCAUUGAGAUCUCAUAAGCACAGGAUCAAGCCCCCCACCGCAACCCCGACCGGUUCUCGCAAGUAGGUGAGCGAGAAAGGGCGAGCGGAAAAGCCGUGAGAGAGAGAGAGAGUGGUAGGCGGAAUGAACGAGAAAGGGAGACAGCGCAUUGCGAGCGAGUGAGAGCGGGUGGGGGGAGAGCCAGAGGCAGGCAGUGUUCAACAGCCAGUGAACACAGAAAUGCAGGGAGUUUGAGGGAGAGGCUGGAAAACCGAGGCCCUCCGCCAACCUUAGAAAAAACACAGGGAUAACAUCAAGACCGGCGAGGAAACUAGAGGGCGGGGGAUUUCAGAGUGAACAAACAUGCCUGAGAAAGUUACAGUACAGAAAGGUAAAACAGCUGAGAAAGACAUCUCCUGGACAUUUCCUAUCAAGAAAUCGCAGGAUGUCCUCUGAGACGAAAGGGACGGAGGAACGACACAUUGUGCCAACUUCGUUUGAGCCCCAAAAUCCGUUACGAGCUCGGAGAGAAAUGGGUCAACAUCUGCAGAGAUCUCAAGCAGACAUCCAUGCUUAUUUUUGGAAUGGGAACCACGUAAAGAACACCUGUGGAUCGAAGCAGGCAAAUGGAAGUCUAGUCAAUCUGAAGGGUCACAUACAGCCAGACUUGAUUGGCCUUGGCAUGCAUUGGAACCGGACCCUAGGGACCGGUGUGCAACACAACAGAGUCUCUGUGAACUACGGCUUGACAGAAUGCAGCUUUAUGGCCCACCAGCACCAGACCGAGCCACACCUCUUCUCGAGGAAGUGUGGUCUUGACUCGCCAGCAAAGUUCAGAGGUCAUGGAAACUGUGGGUUGACUGUUUGUGUGCCUGAACAACAAUCGGCCUCUGUGAGAGAGGAGCCAAAUGCGUCAGAAACAAACGAAAGCGGCUUUGCUAGUCAUAAUUCCAACUUUAAUAGCAUACUUUGUACUUCUAAUGGAAUUCGGGACUUGAACGGACCCAGCCUGGUGCAAGAAAUUAUGCUUUCUACCAAAGAUGUUAGGAGUCCCAAUCCUAGGACAUUCCGACAAGGAAAAGUGGACUUGAAUAGAAAGACUUUAAGCUCUGAACAGAGCCAGAAAGCAAUACAGGACCAGAUUCAAAAAGUUGUGGUUAAUCUUGAAGAGGUCCUUCAUGGCCUAAAGGAGAUACAUCUGGAAAUGAAAGAGGUGGUCCAUCAAAUAGACCGGCUGACUGCGGACAUCGAUACGGACGAAAAGGAACCAGGUGGGGCUCCCUUUUCAAGUGGGAUGGAGACAGGAUGUGAAUCAGAGUCAUUGAGAUACAAAGUACCCUCUUAUGAAGACAAAAAGAUGUGUUUAUCCAACAAGGACCAUCUUUCAUGCACAAAUGCCCCACCAGCAUACUCCGUCAAGGAUCAAGUGCGACAACUCGGAUCAACUCAGGAGAAAUCCGAUUCCCAAAAACAUGAUUUGAGAACUGGUGCAGGACGCCGGGGACUGAAGCCCCCUCCUUAUCCGUAUGCGAACCCAUCAGGAAAAGUGAAUCUUAAAGCAAGGGAGAAAGGUCAAAAAGCACCACCUUACCCUUUCAGACGGAGACUUCUUUCUACCAUUGUAUGAGCAGACAGUCAUUUCGUGGCACAAAGAAAACAUAAAGUGCCAUUUUAGAAGAAAGUCAUGUAUUGUGCCAGUAAAAAUCGAAGGAUUCUGACAAAGCCCAAAGACUUCGUGGGAAUUCUCAAUGAGAGCUCAACACCAUCAGCAGAAGAUCAGAAGCCGACUGGGACUGAGAAAGAGAGCGAGAGAGAAAGAGGAGAUAAGUGACAAGACACAAAACUAAUGGAGAAACCAGGAGGAGUACGCUGAAUAACAAAGAGAUUUUGUCUAAGAGAACGAAGAGUGCUUGUUUCAAACACGCUUUUGAAGUUUUCGUAUGUACACAGGGGAAAAUGACAUCAGGACACGGCAGUCAGCCCGCUACAGAAAAUGUCAAUGUCAUCCGAGGAUAAAGAUGAUGAUGUUGUGACGUCUUGAUAUGCAACGCUAGUACGACUGCUUUUGAUCUGAGGGCCGAAGAGCUUUAGGAACAUGAAUUGAGGAUCUGUCUUAAGUCACGAUUGAAGCUCAAGCUUGCCCGUCACAAACAUUUCAAUGUGCAAAGUUUAUAAAUAAAAAAUCUAUUAAAUAUG